AUGAUCUGUGUAUGCCCCGGAGGAAGAAGUGCAAGGACGAUUUUGCAGUCCAGAUGCAAGUUCUGCUGCAAUGCAGGUCUGGAACAGUAUUGUGCCUGGGAUGGAAGCCAGGGCUGGAUACCGUUGGGCUGUGUCCCUUCGCAACACUCUGUUCCUAAGGGAGCUGCUCCUGUCACUCAGACUUCACUGGCAAACCAGAGCCUACAAAGCCACCCUCCAGUCAAUCUGCAAGGACAUUUCCAAUCCGCCAAGGUGCAAUCUGCACACCGGCGGAGGGAGGCUCUUGUGGCUCCGUGUGCUGCCCUGUCACCCACUACUGGAAGCUGUGAAGAGAACCGGGAGAGCUCACAAUCUGCGCCAUGUUGUAAUAAUAUUGGUUGGCAUAUUCUGCUUCUUGAUCGUGAGGCUCUGCUCUCAGGAAAGGAAGAUAAUAUAGAGGCGGGAAGCGAUGCAGUGACCUAUGAGGAUGUCCUAGUGAACUUUAGUGAGAAAGAGUGGGCUUUGCUGGAUCCUUCCCAGAAGAAUCUCUACAGAGAUGUGAUGCUAGAAACCUGUGAGAACCUCACUGCUAUAGGUAUAUCAUCUGUCACUCUGGAUACAAGCCAUGUGAGCAAAAGAGAUAUGGAAAGAAGCAAUGUGGGAAAACCUUUGCGUGUCCCAGUUACCUUCAAAUACGUGGAAGAAGACAUACUGGAAAGAAGCCCUAUGAGUGCAAUCAAUGUGGUAAAGCCUUUGCAAGUACUGGUGAUCUUCAUAGGCAUAAAAGAAGUCAUACUGGGGAGAAACCCUAUGUGUGUAAUCAAUGUGGUAAAGCCUUUUCAGAGUCCAGUAAUUUUAAACAUCAUUAAAGAAAUCAUACUGGAGAGAAACCCUAUGUAUGUAACCAAUGUGGUAAGUCCUUUUCAUCUGGCAGUUAUCUUCAGAUGCACAAAAGAAGUCAUACUGGAGAGAAACCAUACGACUGUAAUCAAUGUGGCAAAGCAUUUACACAUAAAUAUCACCUUCACAGUCAUGAAAGAAGUCAUACUGGAGAGAAACCUUAUGAAUGUAAUCAGUGUGGGAAAGCUUUUGCUCAUAGUAGUCAUCUUCAAAAUCAUGAAAGAAUACAUACUAGAGAAAAAUUCAAUGAGUGUAGUAAAUGAAGUAAAGUUUGAAUCGCAGAUGAAGACACCAUCCUUUUGGAGAUGCUAG
Messenger RNA from Alexandromys fortis (reed vole), 1191 nucleotides. RefSeq names its product zinc finger protein 844-like. The transcript has 6 exons. Gene Ontology annotation, biological process: regulation of DNA-templated transcription. Lineage: Eukaryota; Metazoa; Chordata; Mammalia; Rodentia; Cricetidae. The record is from RefSeq and is a predicted model, not a curated record. Bases 1 to 1191 code for a protein of 396 amino acids.